CGCCACUUUCAGGCUCCGACCCUGAUUUUCCCUAUCUUGUUCAACAAUUCCGAUCUCCAUUCUUCUUUCGCCAUUCUCCUUUAGUUCCAUACUCCAUACUCCAUAAUCAUAGAUUUCUUCCCCUCUCCCCCUUCUCACCCCUCUCCCCUUCAUUUCCAAAUUAGACAUCCUCUUCCAGCCAUGACGAUCGACACCAACCCGGCCGAAGAGCCCCCAGCAUUCAACCUAACCGAGGUCGAUCGUCAGGUCCUCGCGCAGACCGAUGAAGAAUUUAUACUCCACGACUGGGAGGAUCUCAAAUCCAUCAUAGCGCGCAACGAUCUCGGCAUCCUCAAGCGGAAACCCUCCGACCUGCACCGCUACCUGUCGUGGUCCGCCUCCACGAAACAAAAAUACGGCUCUAUCACCAACUACAUCUGCCAGGAGCGACUGCACUGGGCGCUGCCGGACACCAGACCAACUCCUACCGCAGCGGAUAGCGGCCCGGUCUUCCCCUACAACAACCCGACCCCCUUCGCCGACCCAGCCGACUACAAGAUCCUGCGGAACGACUGGCCCUACGGCCUGAGCCCGGGGAUCACGCACUUGGUGGUCUGGCUCCGCACACCCGUGGCCGUGAACCCGGACGACGGGGAUCUGACGCCCGAGUCGCGCGCGCUGAUCGAGGGGUUCGUGCUGCGCACGUUCGUGGGCCGGUUGGCGGCGGAGCAGCGCGGCGGCGCGGGGUUAUUCCCUGAUUCGCCGCGGGACCAUGUGCUCUGGUUCAAGAAUUGGACCGCCUUGCAGAGUGUGCGCAGUCUCGAGCAUAUCCAUGUCUUGGUGCGGGAUGUGCCGGAGACGAUCUUGUUGGAGUGGACGGGGGAGGGGCCGCCGCAGCAUUGA
This is a messenger RNA of Aspergillus aculeatus ATCC 16872, 882 nucleotides long. RefSeq names its product GIG1 family protein. Lineage: Eukaryota; Fungi; Ascomycota; Eurotiomycetes; Eurotiales; Aspergillaceae. The transcript has 3 exons. Gene Ontology annotation, cellular component: cytoplasm. Gene Ontology annotation, biological process: N-acetylglucosamine metabolic process. The record is from RefSeq and is a predicted model, not a curated record. The coding region runs from base 181 to 882 and encodes 233 amino acids.